Molecule: messenger RNA, 1491 nt
Organism: Scaptodrosophila lebanonensis
Lineage: Eukaryota; Metazoa; Arthropoda; Insecta; Diptera; Drosophilidae
Gene: Mur29B
Product: cell wall protein IFF6
Exons: 3
Coding region: 95-1273 (392 amino acids)
Source: RefSeq, a predicted model, not a curated record
UGCAGUUGGCCCCAAGAACGCCGCGAGACAUUCAAUAAAUCGUCAUCUCAGUGCCGUUGAAUCCUUACAAAAAAAUAUAUAAAUACAAAUAAAAAUGAAAUCUAUCUUCCUAUUACUGGCUUUACUGGCACUCACAGCCAUUUGUCCAGCGAAUGUGCUGCAAUGUUACGAGUGCAUUGGAGAUGAUUGCGAUGAUUUGAACGAAUCAUUGUUGGUUGAAUGCAGCGUGGAUAAUACGCCGUCCACCACAGAAAGUCCCGCAUCAGGUACGUCCUCAGCUGUCACAGAUCAUACGAGCGUAAGCUCUUCGGAUGAUGAUCGCAGUUCGACGACGACGCCAACAGUCACAACAGAUGGGAGCUCAAUUGGUCCAGGUUCAAGCGAUUCUACAAGCGGAUCUACAGAAACUUCGUCUCUAACGUCUACCACAGAUGACAGCUCAAUUAGUCAAGACUCAACCGAUUCUACAGAAUCUUCGCCUUUAACUUCUACCACAGAUGAGAGCUCAAUUAGUCCAGGCUCAAGCGAUUCUACAAGCGGAUCUACAGAAACUUCGCCUCUAACGUCUACCACAGAUGACAGCUCAAUUAGUCCAGGCUCAACCGAUUCCACCACAGAUGAGAGCACGGUUGGGAGUUCAUCUAGUCCCAGCUCAACAGAAUCUUCAACCGGUUCUGCAGAAUCUUCUUCUACCGCAGCCACCACAGAUGAAACCACAAAUGAGAGCGCGAGUAGUGAAAGAUCCACAGACAUAACGUCUAGUCCAACCACAACUGAAAUAUCGAGUCCAUCGUCCACCACCGUGGCAAGUACCGACCUGUCCUCAACCACAGAGGCGAGCUCUAGUCGUAGCACAAAUGUAGCUGCGACUGGCAGCUCCACCGCAACCACCGAUGAUAGCUCAAUCAGCUCAGCGUCAACCACCACCACAGAACCAACAGAGGCAAAAAGCUCUCUGCUUGCCCGUGCAUCGCAGCAGCUCAUUCGAAACUAUCGCUCCAUAGAGCGUUAUGGUCGCGCCGCCUCUGAAUAUCGCUCAGCCGCAUGUUAUACCCUGAAUGUGGGCGGCGUUAUACAUCGAGGUUGCGUUCGUAUACCGCAGGACUGGACUUCAUCCGUGUGUGCGGCUGUAGAGCAACAGAUCGACGUAUCUGACAAUACAGACACUGAUGACUGCACAUACUGUUUGAUGGAUCGCUGCAACAGCAGCGCCAGCUUACGCGUAUCGCUAAUGGCAGUGCUCCUGAUCUGCACACUAAAGUACCUUUUUUAGAGGCUUUAUGGAAGGCAAUUGUUCUAUUGAAUUGUUAACGAACUAUCACUUUAAAGUAUUUAAAGAGAUCGGAGUAAUAUGGUACAGAAGAAACAUGUUUAUUCUGCUCUUAACCAUUUCCAAUUUUAAGUUAAGACACCAGUAGAGUAGACUUUCAAAUCAUGUUGAAUGUAUUUGUACAUUGUAAAUAAAUGAACUCAUAUAUUACCUGUUGUAAA